Messenger RNA from Centruroides sculpturatus (bark scorpion), 1636 nucleotides. RefSeq lists its product as uncharacterized. Gene Ontology annotation, molecular function: clathrin binding. The coding region runs from base 148 to 912 and encodes 254 amino acids. The transcript is spliced from 7 exons. Gene Ontology annotation, cellular component: AP-1 adaptor complex; trans-Golgi network membrane. NCBI's taxonomy places the organism in Eukaryota, Metazoa, Arthropoda, Arachnida, Scorpiones, Buthidae. Gene Ontology annotation, biological process: intracellular transport. The record is from RefSeq and is a predicted model, not a curated record.
AUAAAAUAUUAUGAAUAAAAAUACAAGAAAAAUUCAGUGAUGUAAUUUGUAUAAAGAUGAUGAUUAUAUGAAUAAAAUGAAUGAAUUAACAGUAGAAAAAAUAAUAAUAAGCAAAAAUAUGGAUUACCUUCAAAGACUACAAAUAUAAUGGCUAAGGCUUUAUUAACUGAAACUGAUGAUGAUGUUGAAGAAUUUUCUGAAUUUGAAAGUGCACAAGUAAAAGCUUGUCCUGAAGAUAUUACUAAAAACUCAAGUGAAAUUACUCAAGUUGCAAAUGAUAAAAACAAACUAGAAAAUGAUCAGAAAAGGUACUUGAGUGAAACUGAUGCUUCAUCUUCAUCAUUCCUAAAUGGUGGUAACAAAAAAUGUGAUAUAUAUGAGCUUUUUUUAAAUAUAUUUCCAAAUUCUGAUAAUAAAGAGAAGAAAGAAAGCAAAAUAAAUAGUUUAGAAGACCAGUGUAAAAAUAAUACACUAUGGACAAAAUUACAAGAUAUUGAUUGCACACCAGAAUCACAGUGGGAAAAUUCAAAAGCUUUUCAAUUAAUGUUGCAAUCAUUAAAAAUAGAUUCUUGUAACAUUCUCCAAUCAUCUUUUUAUCCAAUCAUUUCACAUUUAGAAGUAAUGAAUUCUACAUUAUUAAAAGAUUUUGUGUCUGAAGAAAUUGAAGAAGCAAGUGAUGAUUUGAAGAUAUACAUUCCAGAAGCCCAGUUUGAUUGGUCUAGUAGUGGACUUGUAAAUCCUUUGGAAGAUGAAAUAUGUUUAAUUGAUAUUAGAGGAUUUGAUGUAACAAUAAAUGAUAUUAUGGAAACAGAACAAAAGUCACAGAUUCAUUUUUCUAAGCUUCCAGACUUAUCCUUUAUGCAAGCUAAAUCAUUAAUAUUUCCUUAUAAAAAAAAUUUAUCAUUACAAUGAAAGAUGUUAUAAAAUUCACUUCAGUACUAGACGUACAGUACUUUCUAUUGAAUCUACCAUCCAGUUGUUAUAGACCGAUUUGGAAUUUCUGUAAAUUAAAAAGAUGUAAUUUCAAAUUGAUAUUAGCAUUUGCAUUGGUCAUGUGCUGUGUUCAAGCAAUGAACCUGUAAAUGGAAAAUCAGCAUAACAAAACUUUCUCUAGUAAUUAACUGGUGAAUUUAUUGUAAAUUCACAAAAGAAACAAAUAUUAAAUAACACAGAUUCAAGGCUGUUCCAUGGCGUUUGAAAAAAAAGAUUGCGCAGAAAGUUUGGAAUAUUUUAAAAAGCGUUGCGCCAAAAAGAAUUGCCGCGAGGUGGUGCUCUUGAAUUCAAACAUUGAUGAGCUGGACUGAACCAUAUUAAGGAGUCCUUAAAUCUGUGGCACCUCCCUAAAAACAUCAAAAUGCAUUGUCGUCAGACUUAGGAGGCUGAAACUUUGAGGACAAUCUUAAUUAAUUAGAAGUGGAUUAGUUGCAAGAUUUGAUGACAUCAUACAAAGCAAAUUAAAUAAAAGGAGUUAUUUUAAAUAAAAUAAUUUCAGAUACACUAAAAUUCGAAUGUAUUUUAAGUUUAAAAUCAUGAAUUUAAAAUUUUAAAUCCAUACCGCUAAAAUGAUUAUAAUACAGAUUAGAAAAAAAAUACUUUAUUUCUUUUUUCCCCUUAUCUUUCCAUGUUUCUGUAAACU